CGCUAUUUCUUGCGCGCGCUUCAGAAUCAGAUUGAGAAAACGAAAAGGUUGAAGCUGAAACCAAAUUCCACGAUAUAAAUUGGAAUCCCCCAUGUCCCAAUUAUUUUUCUCUUCCAUUCCCUUCCCUUCCCUUUCCACCCAACCCGAAGAUUCGUUCCAUUUUUCUUCUCUUAUUAAGGCGUUCAUUUCUCCUCAAUCUCUUCUUUUUUCUUACCCGCUUAACAUCGCACAUAUUCUGUAAUUAUACCAUUCCUUUCUUUCUUAGAUUCCUUUUUCUGGGCUACACUAUUCAUUUCGAAGAUUUUUUUCUUCUUUAAUUUGAUUUCAAUCAAUACAUACAUACACACAUGCAUACAUACUGUCGCUCUUUUUGAUUUAGUUAUUAUGUUAUUGUUCUUCUCGAAUCAACCGUAAUUGAGGCUUCUCUUUAUUGUUCUCGAGUUAGUUUGCAACUUUUCCGUUAUGGAUAAUUACGGUUCUUCACCUCCAUAUCCAUAUCACAAUCCUUACCCAUACCCUCGUCCAAUUCCAUCUCCUCAAUACCCACAUCCUUCUCAAUAUCCACCUCCUUCUCAGUACCCUCCUCCUCAUUACACACAUCCAAAUUCAGAUCCAUAUGCUCCUCCUCCUUACACUUACCCCUAUAAUAAUCCUUCACAUCCCUCACCAUUUGCAUAUCCCCCACCCCCAUCUCAUUCUGGCCCUGUUGAGUAUUUUCCACACCCACCCCAACAUUCUUCCCCUCUACCUUACCCAUAUCCUUACUCUGAUGCCUCUUCCACUAAUGCUGCUGCUAGGCCCUCUAUUCAAUAUCAUAACAGUUUCCUACCUGGUUCAUCCCCAUAUCGGUAUCAAGAAUCUAAUGCCUACCCUCCACCUGAAACUCAAUACCCACCACCCCCUUCACGAGUAAAUAGCUUCUCUGGCCACUAUAGGAAUGAUAACACUGAUUCCGUCUCGUCUGUCGCUUCUGCGUACCCACCUCUGGAUAACCUUUUGUGCAAUGUACAUUUAUCUGAUCAUCAACCAACUGCUCCUGCAUCACCUCCUGCACCUGCUGCAGCACCUUCACCUGUACAGCCUUCACCUGCACAGCCUUCACCUUCGUUAUUGGCUAAUUCACCUCAAAGUGCUAGAUAUGAUCGCCGUGACCGGUUUUAUGGCUUUCCGAAUUCAUCCUUUUCAAGUUUCGACACGGGGAAUUCAGAUCAAAUGAUUUCAUCCAAACAACCUUCGUUUUCCCAUUCAAGCUCAUUCAGUGGUUCUCAACAUAGCCAGAACUUGCAGAUUGUUCCACUGCACGGUAAAGCAUCUUUGAAAGUUCUGCUGUUGCAUGGAAACUUAGAAAUUUGGGUUAAUGAGGCCAAAAAUCUUCCAAAUAUGGACAUGUUUCACAAAACCUUGGGGGAUAUGUUUGCAAAAUUUCCUGGGAACAUGAGCAACAAAAUUGAAGGACACGUAAGUCAUAAGAUCACUAGUGAUCCUUAUGUAUCGAUCAAUGUAACAAAUGCAGUAAUUGGGAGGACUUUUGUUAUAAGCAACACUGAAAAUCCUGUAUGGAGGCAACAUUUCUAUGUACCCGUUGCACAUUAUGCUGCUGAAGUAGUUUUUGUCGUUAAAGACAGUGAUGUUGUUGGUUCACAGCUAAUAGGAACUGUGGCAAUUCCUGCUGAACAAAUAUAUUCAGGGUCUAUGGUUGAGGGAACCUUCCCAAUCCUACUUGGUGGGAAGCCAUGUAAGCCUGGAGCUGCUCUAAGUAUUUCUAUUCAAUAUACCCCAAUGGAGAGGCUUAGCACUUAUCACCAUGGAGUGGGAGCUGGCCCUGAUUAUCAGGGGGUUCCUGAUACGUAUUUUCCCCUCAGAAAGGGUGGAGCCGUCACUCUUUAUCAAGAUGCCCAUGUUCCAGACGGACACCUUCCAAAUUUGAUGCUUGAUAAUGGUAUGUACUAUGUGCAUGGGAAGUGUUGGCAUGACAUUUUUGAUGCUGUACGACAGGCUCGCAGGUUAAUUUACAUAACUGGGUGGUCAGUGUGGCACAAAGUGAAAUUAGUUCGAGAUACUGGCUAUGGAACAGAGUGUACCCUUGGAGAUCUUCUGAGGUCAAAGUCCCAGGAGGGAGUGAGAGUUUUGCUUCUUGUUUGGGACGAUCCCACUUCUAGGAGCAUUUUGGGUUAUAAAACUGAUGGUUUCAUGCAAACCCAUGAUGAGGAAACUCGCCGUUUUUUCAAACACUCCUCUGUACAAGUGAUACUUUGUCCUCGGAUUGCUGGAAAACGACAUAGCUGGGUUAAGCAAAAGGAAGUUGGAACUAUAUAUACACAUCAUCAGAAAACAGUUAUUGUGGAUGCUGAUGCUGGAAAUAAUAGAAGAAAGAUCAUAGCUUUUGUUGGAGGGCUUGAUUUAUGUGAUGGGCGGUAUGAUACUCCAUCACAUCCCAUCUUUCGGACCCUUCAAACAGUACACAAGGACGAUUACCACAAUCCUACAUACACGGGUAGUGUUGUUGGUUGUCCAAGAGAACCAUGGCAUGAUCUACACAGCAAAAUCGAUGGUCCAGCAGCAUAUGAUGUUCUGACUAACUUUGAGGAGCGAUGGAGGAGGGCUUCAAAACCUCACGGGAUAAAGAAGUUGAAAUCAUAUGAUGAUGCUUUGCUGAGUAUUGAAAGAAUUCAUGACAUAAUUGGAAUUUCUGAAGCACACUGCACUAAUGAAAAUGACCCUGAAUCAUGGCAUGUGCAGAUUUUUCGGUCAAUCGAUUCAACUUCUGUUAAAGAUUUUCCGAAGGAACCAAAAGAUGCCCCAAGCAAGAACCUCGUAUGUGGAAAAAAUGUGUUGAUUGACAUGAGUAUACACACAGCAUACGUGAAAGCCAUUCGAGCUGCGCAACAUUACAUUUAUAUAGAGAACCAGUAUUUCAUCGGGUCAUCCUUCAAUUGGAAUUCAAAUAAAGAUAUAGGUGCCAACAAUUUGAUUCCAAUGGAAAUUGCCCUUAAGAUUGCUGAUAAAAUCAGAGCAAAUGAAAGGUUUGCUGCAUAUAUUGUCAUCCCCAUGUGGCCUGAGGGUGUUCCAACCGCUGCUGCCACUCAGAGAAUACUAUUUUGGCAGCAAAAAACCAUGCAAAUGAUGUAUGAGGUGAUUUACAAGGCUUUGAUGGAGGUUGGUCUUGAGGAGGCAUUCUCUCCACAAGACUAUUUGAACUUCUUCUGCCUGGGAAAUCGUGAGGCUAUGGAUGGAAAUGAUCCUUUAUGUUCUGGAAGUCCUAAUGGAGAAAACACUCCUCAGGCACUUAGUCGGAAAAGCAGAAGGUUUAUGAUAUAUGUUCACUCCAAAGGCAUGAUAGUUGACGACGAGUAUGUGAUUUUGGGAUCUGCCAACAUCAACCAGAGAUCCAUGGAAGGAACUAGAGACACUGAGAUUGCUAUGGGAGCCUAUCAACCCCAUUAUACGUGGGCAAGGAAACUUUCACAUCCUCGUGGACAGAUCUAUGGAUAUAGGAUGUCGUUGUGGGCGGAGCAUAUGGGAACUACCAAUGAGUGUUUCAACCAACCGGAGAGCCUAGAAUGCGUGAAAAGAGUUAGAACAAUGGGAGAAUUAAACUGGAAGCAGUUUGCUGCAGAUGAUGUAACAGAGAUGAGAGGACACCUUCUGAAAUACCCAGUUGAAGUUGAUAGAAGAGGGAGAGUAAGAUCUCUUCCUGGUCAUGAAAAUUUUCCGGAUGUUGGAGGAAAAAUAGUUGGUUCAUUUCUUGGAAUUCAGGAGAACCUCACUAUCUAAAUAACGUCUUUAUGAUAGUUCGAGAUAAAAAGGUGCGUCUUUACAACUCUGCUCUGCAAAAUUUUGUUAGUUACUAUAACCAAAAUGAAUGAAGAAUUUAUAUACGGAAUAGUCAUCUUUUUCUUCUUAAUUUAUUUGGAGUGGCCUUUGUAACCCUAUGGAGUUCAUUAUAAUGUUAAUAGCAUCUCUAUUAUUUGAAACUAACACUUAAUACAUUGAUAUUAUUUAUUA
Cucumis melo (muskmelon) is the source of this 4005-nucleotide messenger RNA. Its product is annotated as phospholipase D beta 2-like. The record is from RefSeq and is a predicted model, not a curated record. Gene Ontology annotation, biological process: phospholipid catabolic process. Gene Ontology annotation, molecular function: D-type glycerophospholipase activity. Lineage: Eukaryota; Viridiplantae; Streptophyta; Magnoliopsida; Cucurbitales; Cucurbitaceae. The coding region runs from base 463 to 3774 and encodes 1103 amino acids. Gene Ontology annotation, cellular component: plasma membrane. The transcript has 11 exons.